CCACCACCUGCCGUCAUAUGGACAUCCGUUGACAGCGACAGGACCACAGCACAACUUAGUACCUGUGUCGGUCUCUCCCGGUGUCUCUGAACCGGGCGGUGAAGGUAUAAUAAUGAAGCACAACCAAAGAGACGUUCAAAAACAGCCCAGCGGUGACAACUCCAGCGGCGGCACUUCAGGAGCAUCCGGAAUCGAGCGGACACCUGAGGAUCCGAACAGGGACUCACCUGACAGCGGGAAUCCACAGCCGACGGACCGACAGCCGCAGUUCUCAGGCGGAUACACCAUGAUACCACCAAUUGAGUCUAAGAGAGACAAGCUCCUAAGAGCUGUUCAGAAAGAAGAAGAGAUUUGCAAGCGAUGGAAAGAGGCAAACAGAGUCCCCGCUGUGCACAUGACUCCAGAGACGCUGGGUGGUAGCACAACAUUGUCUGGAGCCAGAGAGAGGCAGCAGACAGACUCACGUUACUCCAAACAGCAGAGGAGGCUGAAACAGGAAGAUUUGGACAGGAGGAAGAGACAAGAGGAGGAGGAGGAGUACCAGAAGAUGAAAGAUAUACAGAGGGAGAAGGCUCAGCGCCUGGAGGAGAGGAAGCAACGGGAGGAGCAGAGCAGGAGGGAGCAGCUCAGCCAGGAUCACGCCAGAAAGAACGAGCGCUUUCUGCUGAGGUUUGACAGGACAGCCUCAGGUCCACCAGCAUCCAGCUGUGCAGCGCACACGUCAUCCAGGAGCGAAGCCGUGGAGAGUAACCAGAGAGAGGAGUCGAAGGGUAGAGACGUACAGCAGGAGCACAGGAGGGUGAACCAAGCCUUUCUGGACAUUCUCGAGGGUCGGCCCGGGGGGAGAGAGAAGGAGACAAAGGAGGAAGGCGUUCAGGAUUUUGGACACCAGCCGUCCAACCCCCCUGGACAACAACUGCCCCCCGCUCAGCUGAACCAAGACCCAGAUCAGAGCUUCGCCGACUGGACAGAUGUUGCUGAUCCGGAUUAUGAUUGGGCCUUGGAGAAACUGAUGACCAGCUUUCCAGACUACAACAGGGCCUUCCUGGAGGACAUCCUGGACCAAUGCAACAGCGAUUUUGAGCAGGCCUUCACACUGCUGAAUAUACAUUGAAUCAAAUGUUAUGCACGCUUAAAUGGGAGGACCGGCUUUCCCUUAAUAUUGAGUUUGACACUUGGGGUGUUUGGCCAAGUAAAAAUGUAUAACCAGCGUUCAUGAGGAUAAAGAAAAGACCAUGGUGGUGGAUGUAAAUGCUGACAGCUGCAUCAAACAUAUACCUACAGAGCAGCGUUUGCUGCUUUUAAUCUGUGUUUGAUUAUGCCAUUAAUCAUUGCAUGCACUCGUGAGUCAUGUUGGGUCUUCGCCCUGACGAAGAGUUGAAUUGAUGUUCGUUUUCACCAGUUUAGCUGAAGGUCAUCGUCAUGACUCAGUCUUCAGAUCAUAUUUGGGACGCUUAAUCAAAUCAGUGUGCGCAUCUGGAAGAGAGCUCUCCCCACAUACAUGAUGCUUUUUGUUUGUCUCAUAAUCAAAGUCACAUGGGACGUAUCGAUUGCAGGAUUCUUCAGGACAACAAAAGAUUUUUGUAUCCAAAUGGGAUUUUCUGCAGAAAAAGGUUUCAGUGCAAAGGCACAAUAGCUUUGGAGGACUUCAAUAAAACAGCUUCUUGAGAACGCUC
Messenger RNA from Cyclopterus lumpus (lumpfish), 1676 nucleotides. RefSeq names its product epithelial stromal interaction 1 (gene epsti1). Lineage: Eukaryota; Metazoa; Chordata; Actinopteri; Perciformes; Cyclopteridae. The transcript is spliced from 10 exons. Bases 113 to 1114 code for a protein of 333 amino acids. The record is from RefSeq and is a predicted model, not a curated record.